CCCCUCUCCCCCAUCCCCAUCUCCUCCUCUCUCUCUCUCGCUCGCGCCGCGGAGUUUGGAGGCUCGGAGAGAUCGGAGCAGCGGAGGCCCGCUUGCCCUAGCGCGGCAUCAUCAUCAGCAGCAGCCAUGGCGUUGGCCGCCCGCCUCAUCUCCCGGUCCCGGCAGCUGUAUUCUGCUCAAGCUGCCUUGGCAAAUGGAGGUGCCACUCAAGUCCGCCUGUAUGCCAAGGAGGCAGCUCCAACUGAUCGCCGUCCUGUCAGUGGUGAUGAUCUAUUGAAGGGCAUAUUUUUUGAGGUAAAGAAGAAAUUCGAGACUGCCCUCGGGGUACUUAAGAAGGAAAAGAUCACAAUUGAUCCGGAUGAUCCAGAAGCAGUUGCCCGUUAUGCUCAAGUCAUGAAGACUGUAAGACAAAAGGCGGAUCUUCUUUCUGACUCUGAGAGGAUUAAAUAUACCAUCGAGACUUUUACAAAGGGCAUCCCUGAUGCACGGACCUACUUGAAUACUCUUCAGGAGAUCAGGAAAAAGAGUGGACUUAUAGACCAUAUGGGUAUUGAGGAUAAGAUGAUGGAAGCCCUUGAGAAGGUUGAGAAGGAGAUUAAGAAACCACUUCUGAGGAGUGACAAGAAGAAUAUGGCUCUCCUCUUGGCAGAGUUUGAUAAGAUAAACAAAAAGCUUGGAUUUAGCAAGGAAGAUCUUCCCAAGAUUGAGGAACGGCUUGAAAUGGAAAUUGCCAAAAGUGAGCUGACCGAGCUUAAGAAGGAAUGUGUUGAAGCAAUGGAGGCUCAACUAAAGAGGGAGGAGUUCAAAGACGAGGAGAUGCCUGAUGUCAGGAAGUUGGACAUCAGAGAGUUUCUGUAGGCCAGACCAGUUCUGAGAACCUCAUGGCAUUUUGAAAUGCUCGGACACCAUAAUCUCUCGCGUUUUUUUCUUUUCCAGUGACAGCCGGUGCUGUAUGCAUACCAAUGAAUGUUAUUCUUGCCUUUUGUAAUAAGAACUGCACCGAAGUACAAAGACAAUCAACCAAUGUGUUGGAUUGCUUGCUAAAUUCCUGCGUGGAGAAUUUUGUUUUUCCAUUGGCAUUGUGAACGCCAAGCAACGUCUUACUGUCUCCUUGA
Messenger RNA from Oryza brachyantha (malo sina), 1115 nucleotides. RefSeq names its product probable ATP synthase 24 kDa subunit, mitochondrial. NCBI's taxonomy places the organism in Eukaryota, Viridiplantae, Streptophyta, Magnoliopsida, Poales, Poaceae. The record is from RefSeq and is a predicted model, not a curated record. The coding region runs from base 127 to 858 and encodes 243 amino acids. Gene Ontology annotation, biological process: pollen development. The transcript has 7 exons.